This is a messenger RNA of Tricharina praecox, 821 nucleotides long. RefSeq lists its product as uncharacterized. The transcript has 2 exons. Lineage: Eukaryota; Fungi; Ascomycota; Pezizomycetes; Pezizales; Pyronemataceae. The record is from RefSeq and is a predicted model, not a curated record. Bases 36 to 572 code for a protein of 178 amino acids.
CGCACCUCGGUAGAGGCGUUCAGAGAUCCGCCGUAAUGGUUCUGGUUGCUCUGCUAUAUGGGAAGGACCGAAGGCACCUGACCCGGUUGCGGACAUUAGGACUGGAUACAUACUCACUCACCGACGUGUCAAUCGCUUUCAAUCGAACGCAUGUAACCAAGUACAUCGUAAAGAUCUGCCCGGUUCACCGUCUCCACCAUCGCAGGCACUUCAGUUUUCUGUACGGCCUGCACCCGAUCAACUUCGUCAAUUUCAUUCGAGAGUCGGCUAAGUUCUUGGAGUUAUAUGGAUUCAUUGGGAAUGCGAAUAAGCGACCACAGGCAGUGAUGGACGCGGAGAGUCAGUGGCGACCCCGCAGGCUCGAAGCCUACAUGCCGCAUGAUUGUGUAGCUAUCCUGAUAUACAGAUAUCCUACGAGGAGUAGACAACUAUCCGGGUAUCUCCCCAAUCGGGUCUCUCCAUACGAUACUGGAUAUUCUACACAACCUGAGAGCGUCUCUACUGGCGCGAAUUCGGCACGAGUACAUAUGUACCUACGAGAUUCACUUCCUGGAACCCCGUCCAAAUCUUGAUUUCUUUGACAUAUCAUUCUGUGUAUAGCGAUUCCAUUCUGAGGCGUCACGGAACUGCCUACGCGACCAUUAAACCCAAUUACUCUACUUCAACGCAGUAAUCGCAACGAUCCUAUGGCAAUGACAUAGUGGAGAGGGAAACAAAAUGGAAUACCGCCCGUUACGAUUAUCGCUGUACGAAGGAAAACAGCUUCAAGCCGCUCAAUCUUCCCUGAUGUGGUCGAGCGGAUCAAUAGUAAUAUGUAGACG